AUGGGAUUACUCCGCCUAACCGAGGUGGUGGUGACGUCCCUAUUUAUUCUCUUCCUAUUACUCCGGGUCAGCCGAGGGGAUGCCACAUCGGAUACUGAGAUAAUUAAAAAAUUGCUGAACAAAGGAUAUGAUUGGAGGGUACGACCACCAGGAGUGAAUUUAUCGAUACCAGGCAGCCACGGACCCGUUAUAGUCGCUGUUAAUAUGCUAAUCAGAAGUAUCUCCAAGAUUGACGACGUCAACAUGGAAUAUAGUGUGCAGAUGACGUUUCGAGAAAAUUGGGUGGAUGGACGGCUGGCUUAUGGGUUGCCUGGUGAUCUUUUGCCCGACUUCCUAAUUCUCACCGCCGGCCAGCAGAUCUGGAUGCCGGAUUCGUUUUUUCAGAAUGAAAAAAUGGCCCAAAAGCACAUGAUCGACAAGCCAAACGUGUUGAUUCGGAUACACAAAGAUGGUCGCAUUCUGUACUCGGUUCGAAUAUCGAUGGUGCUGUCGUGUCCUAUGCAUUUAAGGUAUUACCCUAUGGAUGUACAGACGUGCUAUAUUGAUUUGGCUUCGUAUGCGUAUACAACGGAAGAUAUCGAAUACGUCUGGAAGGACAACGACCCCGUUCAACUGAAAGAAGGUCUUGAAUCCUCGCUUCCAUCUUUCCAGCUAAACAAGGUCUCCACCGACUACUGUACCAGCAAAACAAACACCGGCACUUAUUCGUGCCUCCGUACGAUUCUAGAGUUGAAGCGUCAAUUCUCAUAUUAUUUAUUGCAACUAUACGUCCCUUCUACCAUGUUGGUCAUCGUUUCCUGGGUGUCAUUUUGGUUGGACAGGACCGCUGUCCCAGCUCGAGUAACCCUCGGAGUAACAACACUUCUAACAAUGACCACUCAGGCUUCUGGCAUUAACGCAAAGUUACCACCAGUUUCAUAUACAAAAGCCAUUGACGUCUGGAUUGGUGCCUGUCUCACUUUCAUCUUUGGUGCUCUGCUCGAAUUUGCAUGGGUCACCUACAUUUCAUCGAGGAAUUUCCAUAGAAGUACGAAAAUGGAGCACAGGAUGAGUGCUGUUUAUGUGAAUAAGAAUCAAGCGAUGGUGAUACAGAACUCCCAUACGGCUGACGUAAGAGUCGAACAAUCGUCAGGUUGUGAGAGUGAAGUCUGGGUAAAGCAGGGCCACGAUCCAUCAGCGGAUCUCCUCCUCGGUGGCCCGAGAGAACCAACAAAGCCAAGCGUCUUCGAGCGUUUCACUGCUACUAAAAAACUUCGAAAAUUCAUCAGGAAUUAUACUGACAUGGAGGACAAAGCAAAGCGAGCCGACCUUGUCUCACGUGUACUAUUCCCGGUCGCUUUCGUGCUCUUCAACAUCCUCUAUUGGACCAUGUACUCUUCAAGUGGACCGCAA
Messenger RNA from Mesorhabditis spiculigera, 1392 nucleotides. The record is from the annotation of a GenBank genome assembly. NCBI's taxonomy places the organism in Eukaryota, Metazoa, Nematoda, Chromadorea, Rhabditida, Rhabditidae.